Molecule: messenger RNA, 2804 nt
Organism: Podarcis raffonei (Aeolian wall lizard)
Lineage: Eukaryota; Metazoa; Chordata; Lepidosauria; Squamata; Lacertidae
Gene: CDH17
Product: cadherin 17
Exons: 18
Coding region: 169-2700 (843 amino acids)
Biological process (GO): adherens junction organization; calcium-dependent cell-cell adhesion; cell-cell junction assembly
Cellular component (GO): adherens junction; plasma membrane; catenin complex
Molecular function (GO): calcium ion binding; cadherin binding
Source: RefSeq, a predicted model, not a curated record
GGACUUGUCAAUGAAGGAAGUUAAUGUUUGAUCAAAACCCUGCAGAGAGGCUUAGAAACUGCCAAGGGUUCUGAGAGAGACAGGCAGGCACCACCAUCUUGGGCAGGUGUGGAAAUACCCUUCAGAACAGAUCAAGGUUUUUGUGCACCAGGAAUUGGAAUAAUUGGAAUGGAAGUUCUCACCAAGAUGCUUAAAAUAUAUCCACAUCACUUUGGGUGUCUCCUCAUACUUCAUCUGGUCAUUUGCCAAGGUACAGAUGACCCACAUAUAAGUGGGCCUCUGGAGGACAAGACUUUUUCUGUUCAAGAGGGGAGGACAGGAAUCACCUAUAUCUAUCGGUUUACAUUGCAACCUCCGACUGUCAGGCUGAGACUGACUGGUGUGACAGAUGGCAAAAUAUCUAUUUACCCGAAAGAUUGGUCUCUGUAUGUUAAUGGGUCUCUGGACUGGGAAACCAGAAACGUCUACAAUUUACAGGUGGAAGGUCUGGAUGAAAAUGGGCAGAGAGUGAAAGGCCCAUAUUCUAUCACAAUAAAUGUUAUCGAUGUCAAUGACAACCCUCCACAAUUUUCGCAGAGAGAGUACUUUGCAGCGGUGAGACAAAACUCCCGCCCAGGAAAGCCCUUCACAUACGUCACUGCUACUGAUCGUGAUGAUCCCACCACUCCUCAUGCACAACUGAGCUACAGCAUUAGCAAACAUUUCCCAGACCCUUAUCAAACGAUGCUUUUCCAGAUUAACAAUGUCACUGGAGCAAUUUCCACAACUGCUGCUGGAGCUAAGUAUUUAAAUCCAGCAGAUGGGAUCAAUUAUACCAUCGCUGUGAGAGUAAAAGAUAUGGCAGGGCAGUCAGAGAAUUCCUUCCCCAGCGAUGCUGACGUGAUUGUCACCGUGUUGGAAAACCUCUGGAAGUCUCCUCCACUAGUAAAGCUCAAGGAAAAUUCUACAGAGCCCCACCCCAUGAGAAUCACUCAGGUGCAGUGGAAUGAUCCAGGUGCAAAAUAUGAAAUCCGGCAAAAGGAAACGCCUCCCACUAAACUCCCAUUUAUGGUUGCCCAGAACGGGACUGUCUAUGUAACUGAACCACUAGACAGAGAAGUAAAAGAUGCAUAUUCCUUUUACGUGGUUGCAAAAGAUAAAGAAGAAGACAUAGCACUAUCCUAUCCACUGACCAUUAACGUCACAGUUGAAGACAUCAAUGAUAAUCCCCCUGUGUGUGACAAAGCUUUGACUAUAUUUGAAGUUCAGGACAACGAACCUUCAGGGAAUUUCAUAGGAACUUUUCAUGCUUCGGACAGAGACCAGGAAAACAGUUUAAACUCCCGCCUAUCCUACAGCAUUGUGGAUCAGAGCCCCAAAGUGCCUUCUGAUAAUAUGUUUCGCAUCGAACGUGGAACUGGGACGGUCAAUUUACUUACCUCUGCCUUAAACAAGGAACUAGUCUCUAACUACUCUUUGACGGUGGAGGUGACAGACUCAGUAUUCCAAACGCUGUGCAACGUACGGAUCAAUGUCAUCGAUACCAACGAUCAGAUUCCAAUCUUUGAAAAAUCGGAUUAUGGCUCUAUGACUCUUCCAGAAAACAUACCAUUGGGAACAGUAAUACGGGAAAUCCAAGCCAAAGAUGCUGACGAACCCUUCACUGGAAGCUCUCAGAUUGUGUACACAAUCGAUAAGGGAGACCCCAACAACACUUUUAUAAUAGUGACAGAUCCAAAAACAAACAGAGGAUAUGUUCAAAUUAAUAAGGCUCUCGAUUUUGAAACAACUGAUGUGUAUAACCUCACAAUCCAAGCCACAAAUCCUGAACCUCUUGUGAAGGGGGUACAGUACAAUUUAAGCUCCAUUGCUUACUUGAGAGUCAUAGUUAUUAAUGUGGAAGAAGCACCAGUUUUUCUCAAAACCACUCAUACAGUGGAUAUACCUGAAAAUGCUACUGUGGGUACUUUUUUGACAACAGCGACUGCCUUUGAUCCAGAGGGUGACUCGAUAAGGUACGCGCUCAAAAGUGAUGCCAGGAAGUGGCUGCGGAUUGACCCUCUCAAUGGCACAAUAUAUACUGCUGCCCCGCUGGACCGGGAAACUCAACAAACCUACACAGUGCAAAUAGUCGCAACUGAGCAAACUAAAGCAUCUCGAAGCUCCACAGCACAGCUGAGACUGAACCUGAAAGAUGUGAACGACAACCCUCCGAGGCUAGAGAAGAACGUUGUGUUCUUCUGCCACCCUCUCCAAGGAAACGAGAAAACGAAAAUCGAAGUUUCCGAUCCGGAUGAACGUUCAUAUGUUCAGAGAUUCACUUAUUCCCUUGUUGGUGCAGAUGCAAUACAAAACUGGAAUGUUUCUAAACCUGAUGGCUUACUUGCCUACAUUUCCCCAAGGAACAUGAAGCUUGAAGAGAAAGACUAUUCCGUACCAUUGAAAAUCAAUGACAACGGAAGGCCGCCUAUGGAAGGAGUUGUUACUCUGAAAGUGAGACUGUGCAAAUGUACAGAGGAAAAUAGAUGCUUCCUGGCAAUUGAUGAUGGACCUUCACUUCCGACAGUUGGGAUGGCAAUUGGAAUUCUGGCUGGAGUACUGCUAAUCAUUGGUAUCAUUUUGGGGGUCGUCUUUCUCAACCUGAAACGCAAAAAGGAGUAUGAGCUAAAGGCCCAGACAGCAAAUGCUGUGAGCCCAUCUGAAUUGCGGAACUUGACGUAAUUGUUUUACCAAAAGGAACACUUCCAUUGUGGGGUGUUUUGUUUUUUUAACUAGUUUUGUUGUUAUUAUCUGCUCCCAUUAAGAAAUUCCGUAUUUUCCACUAA